AUGCAUUUCCCGAAAAAUAAAAAACCAAAACUAUGCAAAAAAAAAUACGCACCAAAUAAAGCAAGAAAAAAAAAAUCGUUGAUUGAGCAUUCGUUGAUUGGAUUCACCAGUACUAAACAGAUCAUGAUCUAUGAUGAUAUCAAGCAAAUUGGUUAUCGAAUAUCCCUUGUAUUGAAAGAUCUAUCGUUAGAGGAAGACGAAACAAUUACUGCAGUAGAAACUUUUGAAAAUAAUAUAUAUAUUGGAACUAGCCAUGGAAAUCUCCUCCAUUUUCAUCGAUUUGAAGAUACUUCCGAGUAUAUAUUCAUUACUAAACUAGAGAUAAAUCCCCAUCCCAUCACCAAAUUAUUGUGUGUUCCUUUUAUACAACGACUAUUAGUCGUCUCUAACAGAAUCACGUUUGCAUUUUCAUUGCCCGAACUUUCUCCCUGUCAUAUGAAACGAAUGAAAGACGUUAAUGAUAUGCAACUCUUGAGUAAUAGUAUAUUGGUGUUAUCUCCAUCAAAGAUAAGAAUUAUUAAAAUCCAGGACGAUAAUAUAAUGGUGUCCAAAGAAAUCAAUUAUUCUGGGGCAGUGACAGGGAAUUCGUGUAGGGAUAGUCAUUUUAUCAUUGUUGCAAACAACGUGAAUUAUGACAUUAUAGAUUUGGACAACAAUAGGAAAGUGCCCUUGUUUGCAUAUAAAACUGAAACAGAAGUUAGUCCAUUGAUUGUAUCUUUUGACAAUGAGUAUUUAUUAACAAUUCUGUCAGAUGCUAGUACAUCCAUGGCCAUGUUUAUUAAUAGUUCAGGAGAUGUGACACGAGGAACUUUGACGUGGGUUGGACAAGGAUAUCCUGGUAAAGGAUUAGCUGUGGAAUCACAAUAUGUAUUUUCAGCUUUCGACAAUAAAUUCGUGGUAUCAUCAUUGGAGUCUCUUGAAACCGUUCUUGAGACGGACAACGACCUGUUUUCCAUUAAUAGAGUUGCACAAGUAAUUGUUGAAGAUGAGGAAGUGAAAAAGCUAAUUGAUACCAAUAUCCAACCGGUGGCCUCACAAGUGGUUUUAAAUAAUGGGAAGGAGAUUUAUGGGGUUUAUAAGGAGCAUGAGCUUGUACAGCUACAGCAGAAGUUGAUUGACCACGAAGAGUUGAAGAUAAAUGCAGAUGAAUUUACAGGGGAAACGUAUAAAUACGUCAUUCAUAUGCUACUCUUAUCGGCUAUUGAAUCAAAUAACGAGGAUACAAUUUUGGAGCUAUUAAGUGCUGAAAAAUAUGGACACUUGGUCGUGCAUCCGGAGUUUGUUUUGCAUUUGUUUGGGGAUAAUCAAUAUAAUCAUAAAACGUUUAGUGGUUUGCAAACUUUAUUCGAUAAAUUGGAAUUAUCACAAAAACCGGAUUUGAUGAAAAAAUACAUUCAGGACCUAAAACCGGAGCUAGUAACCACCAAGCUCAAGUUAUACUAUUACGAUGUGGCGACAGAGAAUGAAUGUUUAGAUUUUAUUUCCAAAGAUAACAUAUCCAAAUAUAAUCUGGAUACAAAGUCGAUAAUUGAAUUACUUACAAAAAGGGAAAAAUUUGCAACUGUUUCCAAAUUAUUCAAGAUGUUGAUUAACGGUAAGUGCACAGAACUGCUACACGAUUAUUCGGUGUUUUUGGUCGAUGGCCUUCUGGAUGUACUUUUAGAUGAUUCUAUUCAGCUUCUACAAAGUGGCGAUCUUGAUGAUGCCGACUAUGCAAAGUUGAUAAUUGGUAUUAUAAAGUUUGACAAGGACACAGGGUAUGAUAUCUUGAAAAAAGCACCGAAGAAAUACCAAAAUAUAAAUGCCUCAAUCUUGAAGGAUAUAUCAGGAGAUAGCAACAAUGACAAAGCUUUUGCUGUUUUACAAGUAGCGGUGGUGGAAAAAGCGUAUAAAGAGAAUCCAGCGUUGAAAAAUGACUUACUAGAACUUAUGAUCAACGCAAUCCAAUUAUUGUAUGGAGGUAUCAAAAACCAGUUUGACUUGUUGUACAAAGAAUUCAAUGAAAUGAACUCAUUGGAGAAAGACAAGUGGCCAAAAAUUGCAUGGUUGGAUUUUCUAGAUAUCUGUGGGAAAUCAAAAGACUUGCAGCAAUUUAUCGAAAUAUAUCUCAAGACAUUCGAGUUAACUUUGGGUAGUGAUACAAAUUUGGAAGGAGCAAUUUUUAACUAUUACCACUUGUACCAGAAUCGCGAUAUUAAUGGAUUACUUGAGUUUGGUGAUUAUUCUACUGCUGAAAAAUUUGCCAGUGGUGAAGACCCUUUACCUAGAACAAGGUAUUUCAAUUUGUCUCAAGCUGAUAUUCCAAAUAACAGUCAGCAGGAUUUGCUUCAUAUAUUCAAGUUUUACUUGGAACAGUAUUCUAGUGGGAGACCUGUUGAGUCUGCGAUCAAGCACUUUACAGAACAAUAUUCCAAGUUCAUUCCGGUCUUAGAUUUAUUAAGUUUGAUUCCGGCCUCAUUUCCAUUAGCAUAUUUGGUAGAGUAUUUCAAUGCAACAAUUGUUGAGUUGAAUGAGAAUUACAAAGAUACGUUAAUUAGAAAAUCUGUAUCCAAAGCAGAAGCAUUACGUACAACAAAAUUAUGCAAAAAUUUUUCUAAAUAA
This is a messenger RNA of Candida tropicalis MYA-3404, 2601 nucleotides long. Its product is annotated as CORVET complex subunit. Gene Ontology annotation, cellular component: fungal-type vacuole membrane; cytoplasm. The record is from RefSeq and is a predicted model, not a curated record. Bases 1 to 2601 code for a protein of 866 amino acids. Lineage: Eukaryota; Fungi; Ascomycota; Pichiomycetes; Serinales; Debaryomycetaceae. Gene Ontology annotation, biological process: endosomal vesicle fusion; vesicle-mediated transport; autophagy. The transcript has a single exon.